Molecule: messenger RNA, 2295 nt
Organism: Helianthus annuus (common sunflower)
Lineage: Eukaryota; Viridiplantae; Streptophyta; Magnoliopsida; Asterales; Asteraceae
Product: acyltransferase-like protein At1g54570, chloroplastic
Exons: 13
Coding region: 106-2199 (697 amino acids)
Cellular component (GO): membrane
Source: RefSeq, a predicted model, not a curated record
GACCUUUCCCUUUUGGUUUAAUAUCUUGCUAGUGAGGUUGUUAAAUAGACAAUUUCGCAUUUAGCAUGACAGCAUAUUUCUUUCCCUAAUAUUCUUACAAUCCUAAUGACCUUGACUCUAACGCAUUCCGGUAUUCCAUUAUCAUUCCUUUGCAAUCUAAAUGAAAAACAUAGGCUGCGUUCGCGUGUUCUUGUUAGGAGUGUAGGUAAUAACGAAUCACGGGAAUCAGUUGUGAUCAGUGGUGUUUCUUCUGUUAACAAGAAGGAUGCCUAUGUAGCUGAAUGUGAUGUUGGAGGAAAAAAGAGUAAGCAAGACGCUCCUGAAGAACUGGAAGUACUUUGGGAUGACGGUUUUGGGACUCAAACCACUGAUGAUGGCAUUGAAAUAGCCAUGAAUUUGAUUAAGAGUGAUGGGGGGCCUCCUAGGUGGUUCUGCCCCAUGGCAUGUGGCAAACCUAUUAAAAAUUCUCCAGUUCUUUUGUAUUUACCUGGGAUAGAUGGGACCGGAGCCGGCCUUGUUAUACAUGAGAAAACUCUUGGGAAGGUUUACAAUGUUCAAUGCUUGCAUAUUCCAGUUUGGGAUCGAACAUCAUUGGAAGGUUUGAUUCAUAUUGUGGAAGAAAUUGUGAUGAUUGAGCGCACUUUAUCCCCAAAUAAGCCAAUUUAUUUGCUUGGAGAAUCUUUUGGCGGAGCCUUAGCACUUUGCGUCGCUGCUCGCAAUCCUACAGUUGACUUGAUACUUAUACUAGCAAAUCCAGCAACUGCUUAUGAGAGGUCACCAUUGAACUUCCUACCAUCACUUUUGGAGGAUUUGCCUGAAGAAUAUUAUGGGAUCUUUCCUUAUGCCAUGAGCCCCCUUGUUUGUGAUUAUAUAAAGAUGGCAAUGAUUAAAAGCUAUGGUAGAAAUCAUGUGGAAUCUCUUUGGCAAAUGUUUGCUGGUUUUUGUAAAGAUCUACCACUCAUUUCUGUGAUGCUCAAAAUAUUACCCAAAGACACUCUCACAUGGAGGUUGAAGCUUGUUCAGUCAGCUGCUGCCUAUGCUAAUUCUCGUCUCCAUGCUAUUACAUCUCAAGUACUUGUGCUUGCUAGUGGCAGGGACAACAUAUUGCCAAGUAAAAAUGAGGCCCAGAGGCUUUUUAGAAUAUUGAAACACUGCGAUGUGCGUGUCUUCGAGGAAAAUGGGCAUACAAUCCUAUUGGAGAGUGGUGUUAAUGUUCUUACUGCUAUUAAAACCACUUACAUGUAUCGACGUUCUUCAAAGCAUGAUAUCUUGAAAGACUUUUUGCCUAUUAGUAUAACAGAGUUCAAAAACCUACCUGUAGAGACUUGGUGGUACCAUCUUUAUAUAGAUGCGGUAAUUUUCUCAACCAUGGAGAAUGGGAAAAUAGUGAGAGGUCUUGAAGGGAUUCCAGACGAAGGACCUGUGUUGAUUGUUGGUAAUCACAUGCUAAUGGCGUUUGAUGUGUUUCCAAUUGUCUCAGAGUUUAUGAGGGAAAAGAAAAUCACGCUUCAUGGUCUAACACACCCGGAAUUUUUUAACAUAGAUGUCGAACGUGAAUACUAUAUAAUUCCCUUAGCCGAUGUACUAAGGGUAGGUGGCUCGAUUCCGGUUUCUGGAAGAAACUUCUUCAAAUUGUUAGCGAAAAAGUCGCACGUAUUACUCUACCCUGGUGGUUUACGGGAGGGUCUCCAUCGUAAGGGUGAGGCUGGCAAGUUGUUUUGGCCGGAUAAACAAGAAUUUGUAAGAAUGGCAGUGAAGUUUGGGGCCACCAUUAUACCAUUUGGAGGAGUUGGGGAAGAUGACAUAUUAGAACUACUUGUUGAUUAUAACGACAUGAAGAGAAACCCUCUUCUUAAUCACAUGGUGAACACAAUUAAUCAAGGGAGAACAAACUUGAGGGAGGGGGUUGGAGGAGAGAUUGCGAAGCAACAAUUUCAUAUGCCACUAUGGCUGCCGAAGCCACCAGGUCGACUUUACUUUAAGUUCGGGAAGCCUAUACGAACAAAAGGGAAAGAAGAUAUGUUAAAUGACAAUGAUUAUUUGCAAGAGUUAUAUUUGCAGAUAAAAAGUGAUGUUGAAAAGAACAUAGCUUAUUUGUUAGAGAAACGAGAGGAAGAUCCUUAUAGAAGUAAUGUUGAAAGGAUUUUGUGGCGAAUGAAGCAUGGGUCAUUAGAUCAAAUUCCAUCUUUCGAGCCAUAAAUGUUGAGUCGUAGACACACAUGAGUUUAAAUCGUGAAAUGUAUUCAUGCGUAAACAAAAACCAAUCUAAUCAAGAGGAGUACAUGUUGUAAUGCU